AUGCAGCCCAGUGAGAUUAGUGAGCUCUCUUAUCUAUUCCCUUCCAACCCAAAUCAAUACCUCCCUGUAAAUUUCAGCUUGAGCAAUAACAACAUACCAGCAUAUCAAUUUAGUAGGCUUUUAAACCCUCUGUACCACUUCAACAACAACACCCAGUUCCAAGAACUAAGCACCCAACAGCAGACAAGCCUCAGCAGUAACUCGACUUCAGAUGAAGCGGACGAGCAGCAGCUGAGCAUAAUAAAUGAGAGGAGGCAGAGGAGGAUGAUCUCCAACAGGGAAUCUGCCCGUAGGUCCCGCAUGCGCAAGCAGAAGCACUUGGACGAGCUAUGGUCCCAGGUCGUGUGGCUUCGAAACGAGAAUCACCUGCUCAUGGACAAGCUGAACCACAUGUCUGAAAAUCACGACCGGGAGGUCAAGGAGAAUGCCCGGCUAAAAGAGGAAAAUCACGAGCUUCGGGAGAUGAUCGCUAACAUGCAGCUCAACAGUCCGUACCCCGGUUUAGGGGAGCUUGAGGACGACCCCUGCAGUGACUUGGCCUAA
Striga hermonthica is the source of this 543-nucleotide messenger RNA. NCBI's taxonomy places the organism in Eukaryota, Viridiplantae, Streptophyta, Magnoliopsida, Lamiales, Orobanchaceae. The record is from the annotation of a GenBank genome assembly.